GGUCUUGCUCCAUUGCCCAGGCUGGAGUGCAGUGGCACCAUCUCAGCUCAUUGCAACCUCCACCUUCAGGUCUUCAGCGAUCCUCCCACCUCAGCCUCCCAGGUAGCUGGGAUUACAGGUGCGCAUCACCAUGCCUGGCUAACUUUGUAUUUUUGUAGAGACGAGGUUUCACCGUGUUGCUCAGGCUAGUCUCGAACACCUGAGCUCAAGCGAUCCACCUGACUUGGCCUCCCAAAGUGGUAGUAUUACAGGCAUAAGCCACCGCACCUGGCUGAAAAAUAAUUAUUUUUCUACCAGCAAAAGAAGAAAGGAACCCAUUAGUUCCAAGGCAACUGAAGUGACCACUUGCAAUGCAAAGGUGUUGGCUCAUUCAAAGUCAAAGAUGCUGGCUGGAUCAGUGCCUCUGUGUAUCCCCACAGUGUCUGUGGCCAUUUUCUUCAGGGCUCACGUGGUGUGCUGCAACAGGGUCAGGGGGCAAGUGCACUCUGGUCUGCCGUGCAGGUGCAGCAGGGAGACCCGCCCAGGGUCACUGUAGCUCUGGAGUGGAGCAAAGGCCAAAGCUCAGGGUUCACCUCCUCAAUCUGCUGUUGUAGCUAACACUGUGCCACUGUAAACCCUCUCCUGUGCGUCCAAGUCCACCAAGCCAUGGAUUGUUACAGAACUUCACUAAGCAGUUCCUGGAUUUACCCCACUGUGAUCCUCUGCUUAUUUGGUUUUUUCUCCAUGAUGAGACCCUCAGAACCAUUCCUUAUCCCAUAUUUAUCUGGACCAGAUAAAAACCUGACGAGUGCAGAGAUAACAAAUGAGAUCUUCCCCGUUUGGACAUACUCCUACCUGGUGCUGCUGCUGCCUGUGUUUGUCCUCACCGAUUAUGUCCGCUACAAGCCAGUCAUCAUCUUGCAAGGUAUCAGUUUCAUCAUUACCUGGCUGCUGCUGUUGUUUGGCCAAGGAGUGAAGACCAUGCAGGUUGUAGAGUUCUUCUACGGGAUGGUCACCGCCGCCGAGGUGGCUUACUACGCCUACAUAUACAGCGUGGUCAGCCCCGAGCACUACCAGAGAGUGAGCGGCUACUGCAGGAGUGUCACGCUGGCCGCCUACACAGCAGGGUCGGUGCUGGCUCAACUCUUGGUAUCCCUGGCGAACAUGUCGUACUUUUACCUCAACGUCAUAUCCUUGGCCUCUGUCUCCGUGGCCUUCCUUUUCUCACUUUUCCUACCAAUGCCCAAGAAAAGCAUGUUUUUUCAUGCAAAACCCAGCAGAGAAAUAAAGAAGUCAUCAAGCGUGAAUCCAGUAUUAGAGGAAACUCACGAAGGUGAAGCACCAGGCUGUGAAGAGCAGAAACCCACAUCAGAAAUACUCAGCACUUCAGGGAAGCUGAAUAAGGGCCAGCUGAACAGCCUGAAACCAAGCAAUGUGACUGUGGACGUUUUUGUGCAGUGGUUCCAAGAUUUGAAGGAGUGCUACUCCUCAAAACGUCUUUUCUACUGGUCUCUAUGGUGGGCUUUCGCCACAGCAGGUUUUAACCAGGUUUUGAACUAUGUUCAAAUCCUGUGGGAUUACAAGGCGCCAUCCCAAGAUUCUUCCAUCUAUAAUGGGGCCGUAGAAGCUAUUGCAACCUUUGGAGGGGCUGUGGCUGCCUUUGCAGUGGGUUAUGUGAAAGUCAACUGGGACCUUCUGGGAGAGCUGGCUCUGGCGGUCUUCUCAGUUGUCAAUGCCGGUUCUUUAUUUCUCAUGCAUUACACAGCCAAUAUCUGGGCGUGCUAUGCUGGCUAUUUGAUAUUCAAGUCCAGCUAUAUGCUUCUUAUAACCAUAGCAGUAUUUCAGAUUGCAGUUAAUCUGAAUGUGGAACGCUAUGCCUUGGUAUUUGGAAUCAACACCUUUAUUGCCUUGGUGAUUCAGACCAUCAUGACUGUGAUUGUAGUAGAUCAGAGAGGGCUCAACUUGCCAGUCAGCAUUCAGUUUUUAGUUUAUGGGAGCUAUUUUGCAGUAAUUGCUGGAAUUUUCCUAAUGAGAAGCAUGUAUAUUAUCUACUCAACCAAAUCCCAGAAGGAUGUACAGAGCCCUGCUCCAAGUGAGAAUCCAGGUGUGUCUCACCCAGAGGAAGACAGUAAUAUCAUCAUGUCAACAAAACUCUAACCUCAUCGCAACAAACGCAACAGUGGCUUUCAAAGUUAUGCAAUAAUAAGGAAAGAUUUUGAGAUGGGUGGCAUAUGUUUUGCCAUAACUUGACAUGCUUUGCAAAUCUGGAUUCCAAUGGACCUUUCAAAACCACAACAAAACCUCAGUUUUAGAUGAGUUCUCUAUGUGACCAAUUUUACUGGAUGCAAUUGACAGGACCCAUCAUCAUAAUUAAACAACCCAUAUUGGGGACCCCCUGUGACUAGUAGCAGCUGGAAAAUUCUGGUUUUUAUCACUUGUAAGGACAUGCAGAUGGCGUGGAACCAAACCAUGAGAAAACUCCAGCCAUCCUGGAGUUGAUAUUCACCAUUUGUGAGGAGAAAUACUAACUGGACUGACCCUAUUGCUUGGCUUAAAUACUUAUUUGAUCUUACCAAAGAAGUCAACACAUGGGACCUUUGUGUCACAUGAGCCAUUUUCUUUCCUCUUCUAUUAAGUGUAUUUCUGUUUAAGUUACAGUUCUCUAAGAGAAUUACAAUGUUUGUCCCAUUUCUAAGGGCUUCUCUUCAACUCUAAUAACAGCAUUAUUCACAAGUUA
Messenger RNA from Pan troglodytes (chimpanzee), 2716 nucleotides. It is a transcript of the gene SLC19A3, whose product is annotated as solute carrier family 19 member 3. NCBI's taxonomy places the organism in Eukaryota, Metazoa, Chordata, Mammalia, Primates, Hominidae. The transcript has 6 exons. Gene Ontology annotation, cellular component: plasma membrane. The coding region runs from base 646 to 2136 and encodes 496 amino acids. The record is from RefSeq and is a predicted model, not a curated record. Gene Ontology annotation, molecular function: thiamine transmembrane transporter activity. Gene Ontology annotation, biological process: thiamine transport; transmembrane transport.